AUGGAGGAGGAUGACUUCGACGGCCAUGAAGGAGGGGAAGACGCCGACGUGGCCUACCACCGGGACAUGGGGGAGAGGAACUACAACCGGCUGCAUGCCAUCCACACCACCGCCGGGUUCAGGGAGGGGGUGGGCGAAACGUCGGACGAUGCCGUGGUGCAAGCCGGCUUCAACGCCGGGUUCCAGGAAGGCGCUGCCCUCGGCUUCCGGCGUUCUCUCCACCGUUCUCUGUUCACGGCGGUGACGGCGGCCUACGGGGAUCGGGAAGCGGUGGCGGCGCUCCUGAACGAAGUGGAGGACACCCUACGGCGAUGGGAACGACGGGCAGGCAUAGCCGUGGGCGGUGGGCGGUGGGCGAUCGAUGCGUCGACCAAUGUUCACGUGCGGCCGAUCGCCGAGGCCGCCCAGUGCGAGGAGCAGGCCAGGGUGGAGGAGCAGCUCAUGCCGCAGCUGCUGCGGGCGGCGGGGUUGCCCAACGAACUGUGCGACCCGGCCCGACUGGCGGCACACAACCCCUUCGCCCUGGGCGGGUCCUGA
Acanthamoeba castellanii str. Neff is the source of this 537-nucleotide messenger RNA. RefSeq lists its product as uncharacterized. The coding region runs from base 1 to 537 and encodes 178 amino acids. The record is from RefSeq and is a predicted model, not a curated record. The transcript has 5 exons. Lineage: Eukaryota; Discosea; Longamoebia; Acanthamoebidae.